AUGCGCGUUACAACAUUCCUCACAAUCCUCACCUCUGGCCUUGCUACUGCAAGCACACUGAAUGUCACUGUCCUUGGCGCACAAAAUAAUGCCUCAACACUUGAAUGCUGGGCUCUAGAGCCUGGCUUCACGACCUCUUCUGAAGCCGGUACAUCAGGCUCGCAGAGCUUGAACCUAGGCCCUCUUGGUGGGAAGAUUGCUGGUAACUCUACAUACACAAUUAUCCCAGCGAAGUACGACGGAGGAAGACACAAUGCGCCAUUGAAGCAAUGGGUUAUCUUUCUGUCUGGUCAGGCACAUAUCACCCUUCCUAACUCCACUACUGAAGCCGUGAUCACGGGCGGAAAGAGCGGUGCCAUUUUGGCGCUGGAUACGGCGGAUGUGAGUGGCCUUGGACAUGUGACUAAAUAUCCUUCCAAUGAGUCAACGGUUGCGUUGGAGGUUCCGUUGGGUGAGGAGGGGAUUCCUGGGCAUACUGUUCUGCAUUCGGGGGCUUGCAAGGGGGUUGAGCUUUUGGACUAG
Messenger RNA from Penicillium odoratum, 522 nucleotides. RefSeq lists its product as uncharacterized. Lineage: Eukaryota; Fungi; Ascomycota; Eurotiomycetes; Eurotiales; Aspergillaceae. The coding region runs from base 1 to 522 and encodes 173 amino acids. The transcript is spliced from 2 exons. The record is from RefSeq and is a predicted model, not a curated record.